GGCUACUACAUCGCAGCCUUGAAGCGGAUGGCUCUCCGGCUGACGCGCGAGCCAGACGCUCACAGGGCCAAGUGUAUCGCGCAGUGCACACGAGUCAAAGCUGCCUCUGAUGGAGGAGGCAGACGUCUUUGCGUUGGCAUCGUGAGGGGCAUCGAAGAAGAUCGCGUGGCAGGCUAUGAGAUACGUCUUCCACGGCUACGACAUGGCCGAGAUAGGCCUCCUGCAGUCAAAGAGUCCUCUCGCCACUGGGACGCACUUGACGUGGUCUCCAAGUGUGCUGCGAAGCCAGUUGCUGCCGAAACUGGUCGAACGGCUGCAUUGCGCUUGGGUGGCCCGGCGCAAAUGGCAAAGGCCAUGCACAAGGACAGCUCUGGUUCCCUCCAAGCCGCGCUGACGAUGGAGAAGGACGUGCUGGACUUGGUUAUCGACCUCUUGGGCCUUAGACAGCCUGCAGUGACGCAGGCCGUGGCAGAGUUGAUCGUCUGCGGGCCGCUGCUCUCGCAGCUUCACGUGCUGGCGGAGCGGCACCGGUACAUGAACAGACCCAAGAGCAUCUGGGAGAUAAUGAUGAUCGAUGUCGAGAACAACGGGCGGCCGCCUUGUCGUUGCACCGGUCAUGGUCACGAGGCCGCCGAAGCGGAGAUGGCCUGCGCUGCCGAAGAGGAUCCACCGGACCAGCUUGCUGCCGUGCUGGCCGUCCGCUCCCUGGCCAGAUUCUUGCAGAAGAUGCAGACGGAGCGUGUGUCGGGAGUCUUGGUCCCAUUGAUUCAGCUGCUGCUGUGGCCAGCGGUGCUCGCAGCACUGGCAGAGAGCAAGGAGCCAGCGAACGCUGACAAGACGAGGGCAGCGGUUCAGGCUCUGGGCGAGCUGUGCACAGCCUGUGGAGUGGAGGAAGCGGCGCUCGCAACCUCCGAGGUGUCCGCACAGCAGCGCUUGUCGGAAAGGCAGAUCUGGCUUCGAGAUUGCACCGGCGCAGAUCUUUUGGGUAAGGAGAAGGGGAUCAGCAAUCCUUUCCGCGGGGCCAUCCAGGCCAUGCUGGACGAUCAGAGCAUGAUGGGCGUCUCGGGCCUUGACAAUGGCUUUGGACGGUGCUGCUGGGCGGACAGCACCGAGAGGCAGUGGAAGCCGUCUCUUCUCUCUGGGAGGCGCAACCCUGCAGCGGAGACGCGCGUUGCAGGGCAUGCUGAUGCUAUGCAGGAUUUCCCCCGAACACUGGAGGGAUUCGAAGAGCUGCUCCGCUUGGUGUCCGAAGGCCUGACGGAGCGAGUUCCACAUUUGAACUCGACGGCAAACGCGCUCGCCGAAGGCAUCGAGCAGCUCGGCUUCGCGCUCUCCUUUUCCGAGGAGAAGCACGCUGGCUUCUUCCGCGUCUUUCAGGAGCGGAAGGGCCUGAUGCUCCUUGUCCAGCACGGACUGCUGGCAAAGCACACGCUGCGGCGUGUGCGCCAUGCCCUCUUCCGCACCUUGUCGCUGCUUAUGGUGAACGUGCGCGACGACACGUUCGAUGCCAUGUUGGCAAGCGGUGAGCUGCACCUGUUGGCAAAGGGGCAGCCGGAGAUCCCGGACAACUCCCACGAUGCACUGGGCUACUACAUCGCAGCCUUGAAGCGGAUGGCUCUCCGGCUGACGCGCGAGAAUGCGGAACUGUUCUUGGAGGAGUCAAAGCUGCCUCUGAUGGAGGAGGCUAUGAGAUACGUCUUCCACGGCUACGACAUGGCCGAGAUAGGAGCAAGAACGGUUUGUCUUUGCCUCCUGCAGUCAAAGAGUCCUCUCGUGCAUGGCGCAGCCGUCGAGGUGCUGCGAAGCCAGUUGCUGCCGAAACUGGCCGAACGGCUGCAUUGCGCUUGGGCGCAAAUGGCAAAGGCCAUGCACAAGGACAGCUCUGGUUCCCUCCAAGCCGCGCUGACGAUGGAGAAGGACGUGCUGGACUUGGUUAUCGACCUCUUGGGCCUUAGACAGCCUGCAGUGACGCAGGCCGUGGCAGAGUUGAUCGUCUGCGGGCCGCUGCUCUCGCAGCUUCACGUGCUGGCGGAGCGGCACCGGUACAUGAACAGACCCAAGAGCAUCUGGGAGGCAUCUGACAUGCCUGCUUGCUUGCGCUGGUCUUGGAUCGUGUCAGUCUGCUGCGGGCCCUUGCCAGCGCCGGAGCGAGUCGAUGCGAUGCAGGCCGUCGAAGCGGAGAUGGCCUGCGCUGCCGAUGCCGAAGAGGCCAAGGUCGGCUCCCUGGCCAGAUUCUUGCAGAAGAUGCAGACGGAGCGUGUGUCGGGAGUCUUGGCGGUGCCCGCAGCACUGGCAGAGAGCAAGGCCUGUGGCGAGAGAGGGCCAGCGAACUCUGACAAGACGAGAGCAGCGGUCCAGGCAGGGACUUCGCACAGUCUUACAGAGUCUUACAUUUACGUUGCUCUGGGCGAGCUGUGCACAGCCUGUGGAGUGGAGGCAGAGCCGGACUCGCCUGAAGUGAAGCGGCGCUCGCAACCUCCGAGGCACCGAGACAAGCUGCACUGUGAGGGCAUCUCUACUGCAGCAGCAGCACGGAAGAUGCUCGCCGGAGGUGUCCGCACAGCAGCGCUUGUCGGCAGAUCUGGCUUCGAGAUUGCACCGGCGCAGAUCUUUUGGGUAAGGCAGCAGAAGGGGGAGAAGGGGAUCAGCAAUCCUUUCCGCGGGGCCAUCCAGGCGCUUGGAUCAUGGUGCGCUGCUCGCUUGCAGUAUCGCAGAGCCCUCUCCAGAGAAAGCCCGGGCCUCGUACUCGAGUUCGUGCAGGCGUUGCAGGGCAUGCUGCUCCGCUUGGUGUCCGAAGGCCUGACGGAGCGAGUUCCACAUUUGAACUCGACGGCAAACGCGCUCGCCGAAGGCAUCGAGCAGCUCGGCUUCGCGCUCUCCUUUUCCGAGGAGAAGCACGCUGGCUUCUUCCGCGUCUUUCAGGGCCUGAUGCUCCUUGUCCAGCACGGACUGCUGGCAAAGCACACGCUGCGGCGUGUGCGCCAUGCCCUCUUCCGCACCUUGCCCCUGGGACCUGCGAUUCUGCUUGUGCAUCUUGUGCGCGACGACACGUUCGAUGCCAUGUUGGCAAGCGGUGAGCUGCACCUGUUGGCAAAGGGGCAGCACCGGGCUCGGCCGGAGAUCCCGGACAACUCCCACGAUGCACUGGGCUACUACAUCGCAGCCUUGAAGCGGAUGGCUCUCCGGCUGACGCGCGAGCCAGACGCUCACAGGGCCAAGUGUAUCGCGCAGUGCACACGAGUCAAAGCUGCCUCUGAUGGAGGAGGCAGACGUCUUUGCGUUGGCAUCGUGAGGGGCAUCGAAGAAGAUCGCGUGGCAGGCUAUGAGAUACGUCUUCCACGGCUACGACAUGGCCGAGAUAGGCCUCCUGCAGUCAAAGAGUCCUCUCGCCACUGGGACGCACUUGACGUGGUCUCCAAGUGUGCUGCGAAGCCAGUUGCUGCCGAAACUGGUCGAACGGCUGCAUUGCGCUUGGGUGGCCCGGCGCAAAUGGCAAAGGCCAUGCACAAGGACAGCUCUGGUUCCCUCCAAGCCGCGCUGACGAUGGAGAAGGACGUGCUGGACUUGGUUAUCGACCUCUUGGGCCUUAGACAGCCUGCAGUGACGCAGGCCGUGGCAGAGUUGAUCGUCUGCGGGCCGCUGCUCUCGCAGCUGCACGUGCUGGCAGCACUCGCGGAGCGGCACCGGUACAUGAACAGACCCAAGAGCAUCUGGGAGGCAUCUGACAUGCUUGCGAUUGCUUGCGCUUGUCUUGGAUGGUGUCAGCCUGUUGCGGGUCCUCAUGCGAAGAUAAUGAUGAUCGAUGUCGAGAACAACGGGCCCUUGCCAGCGCCGGAGCGAGUCGAUGCGAUGCAGGCCGCCGAAGCGGAGAUGGCCUGCGCUGCCGAAGAGGCCAAGCUCGGCUCCCUGGCCAGAUUCUUGCAGAAGAUGCAGACGGAGCGUGUGUCGGGAGUCUUGGUCCCAUUGAUUCAGCUGCUGCUGUGGCCAGUCGCGACCUCAGCGGUGCCCGCAGCACUGGCAGAGAGCAAGGCCUGUGGCGAGAGAGAGCCAGCGAACGCUGACAAGACGAGGGCAGCGGCUCUGGGCGAGCUGUGCACAGCCUGUGGAGUGGAGGCAGAGCCGGACUCGCCUGAAGUGAAGCGGCGCUCGCAACCUCUGAGGCACCGAGACAAGCUGCACUGUGAGGGCAGAUCUGGCUUCGAGAUUGCACCGGCGCAGAUCUUUUGGGUAAGGCAGCAGAAGGGGGAGAAGGGGAUCAGCAAUCCUUUCCGCGGGGCCAUCCAGGCCAUGCUGGACGACCAGAGCAUGAUGGGCGUCUCGGGCCUUGAGAAUGGCUUUGGACGGUGCUGCUGGGCGGACAGCACCGAGAGGCUUCGCCAAAGAGCGGCCAGCAAAGCAUUCUUGCAUGUCACGGGUCACAAGUCGCAGGAGCCAGCG
Molecule: messenger RNA, 4437 nt
Organism: Symbiodinium sp. CCMP2592
Lineage: Eukaryota; Dinophyceae; Suessiales; Symbiodiniaceae
Source: the annotation of a GenBank genome assembly